AUGAUGGAGAAGCUUUGGACCAGCCUGUCGGAGGUGUCUUGGAGCUCCGUGUCGGUUCCGUUAGAUGCUGUGGUCAGUAAGGUCCGCCUGCCCUGUCUGGUCCGCCUGGCGCCUGAUAGGACUACAGACUCCCCGUACCUUCCCCUGGCCAGCCACCACUUCUCCCUGUACGUUGCCCUGGCCAGCCACACCUCUCCCCUGUACGUUGCCCUGGCCAGCCACACUUCUCCCUGUACCUCCCAUGCCCAGUCACACUUCUCCCUGUACCUUCCAUGGCCAGCCACACUUCUCCCCUGUACCUCCCCUGGCCACGCCACACCUCUCCCCUGUACCUUCCCCCUGGCCAGCCACACCUCUCCCUGUACCUUCCCUGGCCAGCCACACCUCUCCCCUGUACCUUCCCCUGGCCAGCCACACCUCAACAAAGAAAACAAGGGAUAUGGUGUUGCUCCACUCGUGUCGUUCAGUGGACCACCGUCACCGCUCUCUCUCUGGAAGAAGACACUACGUCAUCGGACCCAAGUAGACAUUCCUCUCCAGUACCAGGGUCGUUUCCGUCUGAUAGAUGAAGACCGAGACGUUAGGGACCCCAUCCAGUAUUUCUCCUCGGUGGAGGAAGUGGCCGGAACGUUCCCUGACCGCGUCUUCGCCAUGGAAACUAUCAGCUUCACUGUCAAGGUUCUGUCAGGGGAGUUCAGUGAGGACAGUGAGUCGUACAGUGUGGUGUUGCAGCCUGGUGAUGAGCUGUCACUCACGGGAAAGGCAGAGUUUCUCACAGCCACGCCCACCACGGAGAAGACUGGACUGAGCGCGCUCCUGAGACGCCUGGGGAAGACCCCCCGCAGUAAAACUCCAUGUCUGGUGUGUAUGAACCAUCGGACCAAUCAGAGCAUCUCUCUGCCCUUUGCCUGCCGAGGACGGUUCUGCACGCGCUCCCCUCUGGAGCAGGGAAUGCUGGGAGCUGACCACACGGUGCGCAGCAUCAUCGAAAGGGUCCGACUUCCUGUUAAUGUUACCGUGCCGACCAGACCACCACGGAACCCCUACGACCGCCACGUGGUGAGAGAGGGGCAUCGCUACAAGCUGUUGAACAUUGUCAGUAAGACGGUGGUGUUGUGUCUCGUCCUACGGCCAAUACAACUGGUUCCCUCCCACUUCCUGUUGCUACGCUGCAUGCCGCGCUUCUCUGUGGCAACGCCCUCGGCAACUACAGACAGCCUGUUGCUACGGCAACAUGCCAGCUUCGACCCUGAUGGGUACAGCCGAGCCGUCCGUGAGACGCGUCCAGAACUCAGCGAGGAGAGAGUGUGUGUGAGCGAGGAUGGUGUGUGUGUGAGCCCGCGGAGGGGAGGUGUGUGUGUGUCAGCGCAGGACUCUCAGCUGCUGUCUGUGUGUGUGUUCGCUGGGGGCGGAAUUACAGACAACGUCAGCCAAUCGCUGCGCUGCAGAGACUCUCUAGGGGAGGGGACAGAGUACCUCUCUCCCAACUGGACAGAGGCUGAGCUGCAGACCAGUGAAGAGAUCCCCUACGAGGAACUGUGGACCAAUCAGACUGCAGAGGGCCUGGGGAAGGCAGAGCCACACCGCAUCUCCGUCCAUUCCUCUUCCUCUUUGGAUGGAAUGCUGGGGACCGCCCGCCUCGCCAUGGUGACAAGAGUAUCAACCCCGCCCCCUGUACCUCCAAAAUCAGACGCAGUGAGUCUCUCCCAUAGAGAUACCUAGAGAGCACCUCUCCGUCUAUACUAGAAAAGGUGAGGUGCUCUCUCUGGUAUAUCUAUACCAUAGAGAUUCCCUCGCCUAUCUAUAUCAUACAGAUACCUAGAGAGCACCUCUCCUAUCUAUACCAUAGAGAUUCCCUCGCCUAUCUAUAUCAUAGAAAUACCUGGAGAGCACCUUUCCUAUCUAUACCAUACAGAUACCUAGAGAGCACCUCUCCUAUCUAUACCAUGAUACCCUCGCCUAUCUAUACCAUAGAGAUAUCUAGAGAGCACCUCUCCUAUCUAUGCCAUAGAGAUACCUAGAGAGCACCUCUCCUAUCUAUACCAUGAUACCCUCGCCUAUCUAUAUCAUAGAGAUACCUAGAG
Molecule: messenger RNA, 2084 nt
Organism: Salvelinus sp. IW2-2015
Lineage: Eukaryota; Metazoa; Chordata; Actinopteri; Salmoniformes; Salmonidae
Source: RefSeq, a predicted model, not a curated record